GCAAUAACAAUAGAUGUCCGCCAUAUUGGUUGUGUGAGCGGAAGUUCUCUUCAUUCUGCGGUGGUUGGUGUGACGCACUUGAGUUGAUAGAUCACAUACAUACUGCUUUUUGAUCCAUGUGAAGCCUAAGAGUUGCAUUGCGACGAUCUUAGACGGAAGUUUUCAUGGUGGGCCGACAUCGAGAACAGGCGGUGAUGCUGGCUACUCUCGUCGCAUCUUGUAAACGGACCUGGAAUCCUAUUUGAUGCAAAGUUGUUUGUGAUUAUGAAGAAUGCUUUGGAAAAAAUAAGAUGACCACUGCUUGCGAGGAAAAAUCUACGGCGAAUUUUACUCGCGAAGUUGGAGACCAGUCUUCGGCACAUGGAGAAAAGUGUGCAGGGUGCAAAGGUAGAAUUAUGGACCGAUAUCUUGUAAAAGUCAGCGGGAAGGCUUGGCACACGGGCUGUCUGAAAUGCUGCAUGUGUGAACUAGAGCUCGGCAAGGAGGCCACUUGCUAUACCAAGGAAGACAAGAUUUACUGCAAAAGCGACUAUGCGAGGCAGUUCGGCACUAAAUGUGCCCGUUGCGGACGAAGUAUCCACGCGAAUGACUGGGUGAGACGCGCGCGGAGCAGCGUCUACCAUCUCGCGUGUUUCGCGUGUGACGCUUGCAAGCGACAACUUUCUACAGGCGAGGAGUUCGCGCUAAAAGAAGGACAUGUUCUUUGUAAAUUACACUACAUGGAGAGUUUGGAAGUUUUCCCUCCCGAUAACUCCUCACAAGACGUUGCUCUUUCUUACUGCACUCAAAGUGAUGGAGGGAUUGAAGACAUGGUACAAGACGCAGACAGUGAAGAUUCACCUUCCAGCGGCGGAAUUCUAAAAUGUCAUAAAACCAAACGAGUGCGAACCACAUUCACCGAGGAACAACUACAAAUCCUUCAAGCGAACUUCAACAUCGACUCUAAUCCGGACGGGCAGGACCUGGAACGAAUUGCUCAGCUGACUGGGCUCAGUAAAAGAGUAACGCAAGUUUGGUUUCAAAACUCGCGCGCGAGACAGAAAAAAUACGGCACACCUCUGUUCUCUUCCAGCCCGAGAACACCAAGUUCGGCCAGCUUUUGAUUCUCUCGGAGGCGAGAUUGCAGAUUUUAAGGAAUUCAAUUAGUCAUGCUAUCAGCAGUAAUCGCAGCAACCAGCUGGAUGCGUUUGUAAGGGAACAGUAGACAUCAAACAAAAAUGAAACGACGCCAUUUCCUUAGCUUCCAGCCUUUGUCACCUUGGAACUGUGUGUUUUCACAGUUGGAGAAGUUAUUUUGGAAAAAAGAAAAAAAUACUUUAAUCUAAUGGGUGACUGAGAAAACUGUGGUGGUUUCAGGAAUAUUACUUUUAAAAUCUCUUAUUUUCGAAGGAGAUAAUUUACUCGACUUAACAGCGUUUGAAUUUGGAAUUCAGACCAACUUUUAACCCUUUUUAAGGGAUACACAAGGGUAUGCUUAUUCACUAUAGUGUUCAUGUUUGUGGUAAGUUCUCCGACUGUCAAAACUACAUUAUUACUCGGGACAACAGUCAAAACAGUAAACAGGAAUCGCCAUGUAAACUUAUUACCCUCUCUGAGAAAAUUUUUCUAUUAGGGGAUCGAUCGUCAUUUAUCGCCGGGGUGAGGGGUGGGGAUUUUAGUUGUGUCGUAAUGAAAAUUACCUGAUCCCCCCUGCAGUAUUCUAAUGAGUCCCCCUAGUUGACAGUCAAUUUUCUACAGCAAACCCCUUUUUAUUCUGUUGUGAUUACUAAUUCCCCCGCCAUCCCCUCCUUAAAACCAUGUGUUCCCCCAACUCCUCCGAACCCUCUCCACCCCCCACCCCCCCGGCGAUAAAUAAUGGCUGUUCCCAGGCUGUUGUUGUUGCUAUCAUCAACCAGAACAGGACUGGUCCAUGUUCUCUCACAAGAAACUCCGCCAUUAAAAUGUUGUAAUAUAUUGGCAUAAAGGAAAAACAAAUAAUAUUUAACUUCUUAUACGAGAUAAGAGAAUGUGCAGUAUACAUGAGGUCGUAGCUGUGUAAAUUUUGUCCAUAGAAUAUGAACAUCCCUCCUAGUAGGGGCCAAAGCUGUUGCACUUGGUGCGUCUGCAAGUUGCUA
Stylophora pistillata is the source of this 2114-nucleotide messenger RNA. Its product is annotated as LIM/homeobox protein Awh. Gene Ontology annotation, biological process: neuron differentiation; regulation of transcription by RNA polymerase II. The record is from RefSeq and is a predicted model, not a curated record. Gene Ontology annotation, cellular component: nucleus. Lineage: Eukaryota; Metazoa; Cnidaria; Anthozoa; Scleractinia; Pocilloporidae. Gene Ontology annotation, molecular function: RNA polymerase II transcription regulatory region sequence-specific DNA binding; DNA-binding transcription factor activity, RNA polymerase II-specific.